CUGACGCGUAUAAGGAGGAAAGUCACAGCUAUUGCUGCUGUAUCUCAGAACACCUCGCACCAGAAUCUACACCUGCUUCUGUAAGGCUUCUGGAGAUCCUCAUGGCAUCCUCCCACUCGAACAACGACGGCACCGAUCAGGUUCUGAUUCAAGAAUAUGGGUCUACAAGAGUUUUAACUUUGAACAGACCUCGGCAGUUAAAUGCUCUCUCUUUUCCAAUGAUUAUGGAACUCCUGAAGAAAUUUGUUGCUUAUGAGAAGGAUCCUAACGUCAAAUUAUUAAUACUUAAGGGAAAAGGAAGAGCAUUUUGUGCUGGUGGAGAUGUUGCUGCAGUAGCUCAUUCUGUAAUUGAAGGUAAUUGGACAUUGGGUGCUCAUUUUUUCUGGAAUGAAUUCAUCUUAAAUUACUUAAUUGCAACCUACAGAAAACCUCAGGUUUCCAUUCUAGAUGGAAUAGUAAUGGGUGGCGGAGCUGGUCUUUCUAUACAUGGGAGAUUCAGAGUUGCCACAGAGAAAGCGAUUUUUGCCAUGCCAGAAACAUCACUUGGAUUGUUUCCUGAUAUAGGUGCUUCAUACUUUUUAUCAAGGCUCCCUGGAUCUUUUGGAGAAUAUGUUGGGUUGACUGGUGCAAGGUUGGAUGGACCAGAAAUGCUUGCUUGUGGCCUUGCUACUCACUUUGUCCCUUCUAUGAAAUUGGCAUUAUUGGAAGAAGCACUAACAAAGGUGGAUACUUCAGAUCAUUUUUCUAUCUGCUCAGUUAUUGAUCGAUUUUCAAAUAAUGUGCCUGUGAAAGAAAGUAGUGCUUUUAAAAGCUUGGAUGUGAUUGACAAAUGCUUUUCCAAGGAAACAGUUGAAGAAAUUUUGUCUUCCCUUGAAUUGGAAGCUGUAAAUGCAGCUGAUGAGUGGAUUAAGGGUGCAAUCCAGUCCUUGAAAAAAGCAUCUCCGAUGAGUCUGAAAAUUACUCUAAGAGCGAUCAGAGAAGGACGAACACAGGGAAUUGGCCAAUGCUUGAUUAAAGAUUAUCGACUGUGUUGCCAUAUUUUGCGUAAAGAAGCUAGUAAAGAUUUCUUUGAGGGUUGCAGGGCUUUGUUGGUGGUUAAAGAUAAAAAUCCAAAGUGGGAGCCUUCUCGAUUGGAUUUAGUAGAUGAUAAAGUGGUGGAUAACUAUUUUUCCGCAGUCGAUGAUGCAAACUGGGAGGACCUAAGACUCCCUGCUAGACCUGGGUUAUCGUUCAAAUACGGGUCGAAAUUGUGAGAUUGUAUUUUCAAUACGAUCCCGGAGGACCUAAGACUCCCUGCUAGACCUGGGUUAUCGUUCAAAUACGGGUCGAAAUUGUGAGAUUGUAUUUUCAAUGCGAUCCCUAUCCCGAUCCCGACCUCACUUUACUAAUGCAUCUAUUUGUUUAGAACUGGAGAAGAGAAAAUAGAUGUGGAAUGACUACUGGUGCCACAAAUAAAUUCCCAGCAAGUUGGGUGAUGAAUGAUUUCUAGGCAUAAACAUUAUGAUUGGGUAAAUAAAGUCGAAUAAAACAUAUUUCAUUGGUUUCGAUAUC
Molecule: messenger RNA, 1551 nt
Organism: Zingiber officinale
Lineage: Eukaryota; Viridiplantae; Streptophyta; Magnoliopsida; Zingiberales; Zingiberaceae
Product: 3-hydroxyisobutyryl-CoA hydrolase 1-like
Exons: 15
Coding region: 102-1253 (383 amino acids)
Biological process (GO): L-valine catabolic process
Molecular function (GO): 3-hydroxyisobutyryl-CoA hydrolase activity
Source: RefSeq, a predicted model, not a curated record